GGCAACAGUGCAGGUGGGGUGCUGAGAUUUAGGCUGCACUGCAGAAAGAUGUAGAGAGGAGAGCAGUUUCCAAUGCAGUACAGCACUUAGAGAGAUGAGGUCUACUAGCAGACCCCAAACCGUCUCGCACUGCCUGUAGUGGGUAUGGACGCAAUGCCAGGUGAGAACUUAAUUCAGAGCUGAUAGCAGAGGCCUUCAUGCCCCAGGACUGGGGCCGGGGGUGUGGGCGGUUGAGUACGAGGGUGAUGGUGCUGUAUUUUUGAAUAAGGGAUCUCCUGAAUUAAGUGUGGCUUGAAUAAAGAUGUAGUGUGGGCAGAAGGCUGAACAAGGACAGUGCUGUACUCUGCUGUACUGAAGAGGAGUGUGGAGCAGACGCCUGGCAGACAGACGCACACACACACACACACACACCGGCUCGGCAAGACUCCACCAGAGGAGAGAGAGCCCACAGUCACAGCUGCAGGGCUGGAAAGAUGGACACAAGUCUCUGUAAAUGCCCCCCAGUGGUGAUGGCUGAUAAGUCGCCUCCUCUUUACAACACUGAGAACACAAACGAAGAUUUUUAGAAGAAUAUCUCAGCUCUAUAGAUCCAUACAAAGCAAGUGAAUGGUGAUCAGGCCUUUGAAGCUCCAAAAAGGAGAUAAAGUCAGCAUAAACAUAAUCCAUCAGACUCUAGUGGUUUAAUCAAUGUCUUCUGAAGUGAUCCAAUCGGUUUUGGCCAUUCAUCGCACUUCCUGUUACCUGGCUCCCUCCCUCUCCUGGUGAUUCCCAGCCCCCCCUUCCUUCCUCUCCCACCUCCUCCUUUUGUGGAGUGUCUUCCAUCCAGAGUUCUCACUCUAUCUGCUCCAUAUCUGAGAAUACAGACUAUCUCAGGGCAAGGAGCUUCGGCUGGUUGGUAGUCACCCUCCUACCAACAUGCGCAACACCUGUGACUUCAUAGCUCUGGAUCCUGUCUGCUUCUUUGUCAUCUGCAACCACCUGCCAUGAUCAUCCCUACCAUCAUUAACAUGAUAAUCAGACCUGAGAACAGCUUUCUGCAUCUUCUUUGGAUUUUCUUUGGAAAGCUGGAUUACUGAAAUGAGCCAGUAAAACAGACUGGAGAAAUUUCAAACAGCAGAUGAAAUAGAAUGAUCUCCUAAUAGUCAUAACUUAAUUAUUUAAGGGCUGUCAUAUAACUAAGGAUCUGAGAUCAUUGGAGAGAGACUAUAUAUGGACUGAUCUCCAUUUGGGCUGUGGACAUCUCAUCAUGACAACAAUGCCCUCUCGUUUUGGCACUGCGGUGCGGAUCUUCACCACCACCUUGUUUGCAGCAGUGGUGCUUUUUGCCAUCCUGCUGGCCUAUGUAACGGGUUACCAGUUCAUCCACACUGAGCAGCAUCACCUCUCUUUUGGCCUGUACGGAGCCUUUCUAUCACUCCACCUCCUGCUGCAGAGCCUCUUUGCCUUCCUGGAGCACAGGCAGAUGCGGGGACCCUCCAGACCCCAGCACUUGUGGUGCACCGUGGCCCUCUGCAUCGCAGCCUACCAGGAGGAUCCGGACUACCUCCGCAAAUGUCUGCGGAGCGUACGGCGCAUUUCCUUUCCCGGCCUUAAAGUGGUGCUGGUGGUGGAUGGGAACCAGCAGGAAGAUGCCUACAUGAUGGAUAUCUUCCAGGAAGUGUUGGGGGGAGCGGAGCAGACAGGUUGUGUGGUGUGGAAGGGGAACUACCAUAGCGACGGAGAUGGAGGAGGAGGAAAGGGCUCACUGCAUGCAGAGGAGGCUGCACAGGUGGCCAAGGUGGUGCGGAGCUGCCGGUAUUCCUGUAUUAUGCAGGAGUGGGGAGGCAAAAGAGAGGUGAUGUACACAGCCUUCAAAGCACUGGGAAAUACUGUGGAUUACAUACAGGUGUGUGAUUCGGACACUGUACUGGAUCCAGCAUGCACAAUUGAGAUGCUAAAAAUUCUAGAGGAGGAUCCGCAAGUGGGUGGAGUGGGAGGAGAUGUUCAGAUUCUAAACAAGUACGACUCCUGGAUCUCCUUCCUGAGCAGCGUCCGUUAUUGGAUGGCUUUCAACGUGGAGCGGGCCUGCCAGUCUUACUUUGGAUGUGUGCAAUGCAUCAGUGGCCCACUGGGAAUGUACCGCAACUCUCUCCUCCAGCAGUUCCUGGAGCCCUGGUACCACCAAACUUUUCUAGGCAGCAAGUGCAGCUUUGGUGAUGACCGGCACCUCACCAACCGUGUCCUAAGCUUUGGCUAUAAAACCAAGUUCACGGCACGUUCACAAUGUCUGACUGAGACCCCCACGCAAUACCUGCGCUGGCUUAACCAACAGACCCGCUGGAGCAAGUCUUACUUUCGAGAGUGGCUCUAUAACGCACUUUGGUUCCACAAGCACAGCCUCUGGAUGACCUAUGAAUCUGUGGUCACUGGGUUCUUCCCAUUCUUUCUGGUGGCUACAGUGAUCCAUCUGUUUUACCGAGGUCGGCUGUGGAACAUCUUACUUUUCUUGCUAACAGUCCAGCUGGUGGGCAUGGUGAAGGCCACCUAUGCGUGCUUCCUACGAGGCAGCCUUGUCAUGAUCUUCAUGUCAUUGUACUCUCUGCUGUACAUGUCCAGCCUGCUACCAGCUAAGAUCUUUGCAAUGUUGACUAUUAACAAAGCAGGCUGGGGCACAUCAGGCAGGAAAAAGAUAGUAGUGAAUCUUAUUGGAGCUGUGCCUGUGACCGUAUGGGCAGCCAUUCUGAUCGGUGGCGUGGUUUACACCAUUUACUGUGAGGUGCAGGAGCCCUUCAGUGAGACAGAGAAGGCCCUUCUCAUCGCUGGUACCAUCCUCUAUGCCUGUUACUGGCUCAUACUCCUGGUGCUCUACCUGGCCAUAGUGGCCAAGCGCUGUAACAAAAGAGAGGAACAGUAUCACCUGUCCUACGCUGAAGCCUAGCAUGGUCUCUCUAAAACAUAUUUAGUGGUGCUGCAGGACAUGCUAUCAGGGCUCAUUUGAAAUGACCCCUGUCUUUACAUGCUGCUGCAUUCCUGGUUAUUAUUAUGGACCAUGAGUCCAAAGCCAUCAGUUGUUAGAUGGUUUAAAGCUACUUGAGAGGUUUCAAGCAGUCACCAUAAUCAAGAGUUUUUGACAGAGCCAUAAUUUGCAUCAGUUGAAAUCAGGAACGGUGCUUCUCAUGAAUAUAAAGCACACACUGAGUUGGCUAGCCAAGGUGGGCGCAAAAAGUUGAGCCAAAUGUUAGUUAUGGAGCGAGAAGUUCAUGUCAUUAGGUUGUCAUAUUAAGUUAAGGUGAUUGUACUUAUAAUUAUACUUAAUAUAGUGAUCAACAUGUUAAGGUAAAGUGUGUUCCAACACGUGAGGUACACCUUUAUAAGACACUAAGCUGACAGUAUUUGCCCAAAUCAGUCAUUAUUUUUAUUUAGUGUUUUAUCUGACAAUCCAGCAGAAUUCUAAAUAGGAAUUUUUGUGGUGCUGCUAAUACGUUUGAGGUGUAACGUGUUAGGACAUUCAAGAAAGAUUGAACAACUAUAUUUAAAUAGGAUUUUCUGAUACUUCACUAAGGUUAAAGGGAUAGUUCAACCAAAAAUACAAAUUCUCUCAUCAUUUACUCACCCUUAUACCAUGCCAGAUGUGUAGGACUUUCUACUGCUGAACACAAACGAAGAUUUUUAGAAGAAUAUUUCAGCUUUGUAGGUCCUCACAAUGCAAGUGAAUGGGUACUAAAAUGAUGUCCAAAAAGCAUAUAAAGGCAAUGUAAAAGUAAUCCAUAUGACUUUAGUUGUUAAAUCUAUAUUUACAGAAGCGAUAUGAUAAGUGUGGGUGAGAUACAGAUCAGUAUUCAAGUCCUUUUAUAAAGAUCAGUCCCCACUUUCAGUUUCUUCUUUUGUUUUGGUUAUUCGCAUUCUUUGCACAUUUUGCCACCUACUGGACAGGGAGGAGAAUUUAUGGUAAAAAUGGACUUAAAUAUUAUAUUAUAUUAUGGUCACCAUUCACUUACAUUGUAAGGAACAACAGAGUAAAUGAUGAGAGAAUUUUCAUUUUUUGGUCAACUAUACCUUAAACUGCACUGUAAAAACUAUUUACAGUUCAAGAUACAUUCAAGCUUAAGAUCCAUUUCCCAUAAAUGUGUCAGGCAACCAAAGAGGAUUAAAUAGUGAAUAAGGAAUGAAUUGCAUACUACAUAUACAUGCACAGCUAAUCCAGAUAAAAGGAAAACAUUAUUAGAGGUCAAAAUAACAUUUCUCAGUUGUUUCCAAGUCUUCACUAAAUUAUUGUUAGAUAUGAUACAUUAAUACAGAAUUUAUGCUGCCAGGUUUUGACUCAGAAGCAGAUCUGUAAUUAAAAUUAUACUUAACUGUUAAUUAUGUGCUUGUUAGGAUUUCUACGCCGAUAAAUCCACCACACCGGAAAAAAAUGUGUUGCUUAUUUUCGCUUAUUUUGGUGAGGCAAGUUACUUAUUUUGGGCUUGUUUUUCCAGACCAUGUUGCUUGUUUCUCUUGCGAGAUCUGGCAAAACUGCAAUUGGUAUUUCACCCACCCAUUAGCGCACAGUACUGUCAUUUUAAAAAGUUAUUAACCAUUCUUUUAUUUUGUUCUAACAGUAACCUUUUGGAAAGGAGGCUGCGGAACUUCUGAACCGGAAUGAAAAAAAUGCUGUUUUUGCUCAGAACGAACCGAAAUGUAAACAUUUUGUUUUAGUCCCUGCUUACUAAAUGGUUCCCAUUAUUUAGGUUGAAUAAAAUGUUAGGAAGAGAGAUAAAUAAGAACCACAUGGCCGAAGUAAAUUAUUUAUGCCCAAGCUAUAUGUGUUUCAAAAGAUUCCUAAAGAAUUCAGUUUAGAUAUGACUUUUAAUUGUGCAUUUACAUAUCGAGCAAAGGUAGACAGAUUCCAGCUUUUUUCCACUCUCAGCUCUCCAAAUUAAACAAUUAGUGGAUUUACUUCAGUACCACUUCUCCAUGAAUGCUAAGGCUAACUUUUACUUCCCCCCUAAAUUACACAUUUAACUCUGGCCAUCUUUCAAAGAGCUGAAAUCUUAACACUGAGGCUAGUAUGUAUUUGUGCAUGCACAAGUUUAGAGAGGAGCUGUAAGCCUAUGAAACACUAGCCCACAUGACUCUUGCUUACAUGUGCAAUACUGUGUUGUAACAGUGGAUCGCUGUGGACUGCUGUGGAGGACUAGGCUGCAACAUUUGUGACAACUCAAACAUGACAGUGUGCAUUUUUCAACUUUAAAAAAUUGUUUACAAUCAAACUUGUAAUCUCACUGUUCAAAUGUGUAUGUUUUAAGAUUUUAUGCAGUUCAGUUGUAGACUAGGUGCCAAAUUUACCAGAUUAAUAUGCUCCUCAGGAACACAUGUGCCUCUGAGAGGGCUGUUUAAAAAUUAUUCAAAUGAGGGAUUUGGAUGAAUUGCUUAAAGGGAUAGUUCACCCAAAAGUGAAAAUUCUCAUGCCAUCCCAGGUGUGUAUGCCUUUCUUUCUUAUGCAGAACACAAAGAUUUUUAGAAGAAUAUUUCAGCUCUGUA
This is a messenger RNA of Myxocyprinus asiaticus (Chinese sucker), 5502 nucleotides long. RefSeq names its product hyaluronan synthase 3-like. The record is from RefSeq and is a predicted model, not a curated record. Gene Ontology annotation, biological process: hyaluronan biosynthetic process; extracellular matrix assembly. The transcript is spliced from 7 exons. Gene Ontology annotation, molecular function: hyaluronan synthase activity. Bases 1247 to 2917 code for a protein of 556 amino acids. Lineage: Eukaryota; Metazoa; Chordata; Actinopteri; Cypriniformes; Catostomidae.